GCUAAGGGAUAAUCUUUUAUUUUUCCAUUGUACGACUUGUCUUCCCUUAGACACGUAAUUUCCUACUAAAAAUAACUAAUUCUCAUUUAUUAUAAGGGAUGAUAAUAGGGGAUAAUGCAUUGUACCCCUAAUAUCUAUUGUCUUCUCUACAUGCCGUGGACUACUAAGAGAAGGCAUGUCUUCCCUACCAUUGUACAUGCCCUAACAGGCAACCUAGAUCUCACCUAGCCAGUUUACAUGAGUAUCUCGUUGAAUCUAUGCUUGGCGAUCCUAGCAUCGCUUUUACUUGAUCAUGGUCGCAUGGGGCCCGAGCCCUUGAGGUGGACCACCAUGGACCAAGCGUCGACUAGUUGGGCCCACCUGUUACCUAUGACUUUGUCAAUUAUGUUCAGCCUUUUCUACAUCAUUUGUUCCAUUUUUUGUGUCGUUCUAAUAUUUUUGAGACUCAGACAUCACAUAUCAUACCUUGCGCCAUCGACAUGCAUCAGAAAACAAAGGCCCAAAGUUUCUAAAUGUGGCAAACUAGAGGAAUUUUCACUAGAGAAGUAAGUAUUGUCACAAAUGUAUAACUAGAGGGUAAAAAAGUUAAAUUCAUUUGAAGAUUUAUUGAUGAAUUUGCAUUUUGGCCAUGUUGUGGUUACUUGGUUUCCUCUAUAAUGUGUGUCCACAAAAAAAGCAAAACAUAGAAAACAAAGUACAGAUCCAAUUUAUCUUAAAUUCUUAAUCGAACAUACCUUGAUCCGGUUUGCAAAAUCCAAACGUUCUGGAUCAAAUGGAUUGUCCCAGAAGAGUACACUUUCACAAUAUCAUAUUUGUUAUAUGAAAGGAAUGGGAAAGCAUGGUGUAAAAUGAAGAGUGACUUAUAUUAUCUGAUUCUGAUCGCUGUGCGCAGUAUUUUCAGGGCGAGGCUGCGUACUUCAUCUAUCUGAUUCUGAUCGCUGUGCAGUUGUUGAGAUUGUAGCCGUUCCUGCGCCUAACAAAGUAAAUUUAGUUUUCACACGAUAUUAGCCGUACGUGCGUAUCGCGCGAGGCUAUUCUUGGCGGGUCGCGAGGUAUGGACAAGAUAAUACAGUAGUACGAGUAGUACUAUAGAUAUUCUCUGACGCAGAUCGAGAUAAUGUUUUCUUCUAUGUAUACUGUACUUUUUUUUUCGAUGAAGCAGAUGGACACAGUUUUCUGACGCGAGGGAGGCGAACGGCCGGUGGGUGGGUGGAACCAAACGCGCGCCGCGCGAGCUGAAUAUUUUGCUCUUGCUUCGGUGCCCGAUCAUGCUUAGACAGCGUGAUGCCAGCGAAUGCAAGUCAGCGCGUCCCGGUUGCGGCCGGAGAGGCGUCGUCGGCUUAUUAAAUAACGGCUGCUCUGUAGUCACACACGGUCACACCCUCGCUUCACACUUCACAGAUCGUCCUCAGGAGGUCAGUCAACCGGCGAGAUGUUCCGAGCCAUGCAGAUCGUCCUCAGGGGUAAGAACUGCGCUGGGCUGACGAUGCCGCGCGUCUUCACCGGUGACCGUGGCUACUCCAAGGCCCCGAGCUCCCAGCGGCUGGCCGGGAAGGUGGCCGUGAUCACCGGUGGAGCCAGCGGCAUCGGCAAAGCCACGGCCGAAGAGUUCGUCAAAAACGGCGCCAAGGUCGUCCUCGCCGACGUUCAGGACGACCUUGGCCGCGCCCUGGCGGCGGAGCUCGGCACCGACUCGGCUUCCUACACCCGCUGCGACGUCACCGACGAGGCGCAGGUCGCCGCGGCCGUGGACCUCGCCGUGUCCCGCCACGGCAAGCUGGACAUCAUGUUCAACAACGCCGGCAUCCUGGGCUCCCUAGCCCGGCCCCCGCUCGCCUCCCUCGACCUCGCCGACUUCGACGCCGUCAUGGCCAUCAACGCCCGGGGCGUCAUGGCCGGGGUCAAGCACGCGGCGCGCGUCAUGGCGCCGCGCCGCACAGGCAGCAUCAUCUGCACCGCCAGCAUCGCGGGCGUGCUGGGCCAGCUCACGCCGCACCCCUACAGCGUCUCCAAGUUCGCGGUGGUGGGCAUCGUGCGCUCCGUGGCCGGGGAGGUGGCGCGCUCGGGUGUGCGCGUCAACGCCAUCUCGCCCAACUACAUCCUCACGCCGCUGGUGGAGCGCAUCCUGGAGGCGUGGUACCCCAAGGAGGGCAAGGAGGAGCACCGCCGGAUCGUGGAGCGCGACAUCAACGAGAUGGAAGGGGUGGUGCUGGAGGUGGAGGACGUCGCCAGGGCGGCGCUCUACCUCGCGUCCGACGACUCCAAGUACGUUAACGGCCACAACCUCGUCGUCGACGGAGGCUUCACCGUGGGGAAGGCACCCAACAUGCCGGCGCCGGCGCAGUGAAGGACACGACCAUGCGGAAGUGCAGCGACGCAUGGGGGCAGCCUGGUCGGGGGCGAGGGCAGGCCAGGGCGUAGAAUUUGGAUUUGGCGUGCUUUCGUAGGUCCAAUGCGUCAAUAUACAGUUAAUAAUAUUCAGAGUUCAUGAAUUUCAGUUCGAAAACUACUGACCAAGAAGAGCCUCGAUCCACGGGGUUUAUCUUGGCCGAGCACAUGUUCCAGCCGGUACAUUAUUUGGAGUAAAAUUGAUCGAACAUGGUAGGAUAGAUUUAUGUUUGCAGAGAUAAUUUGCAACUUUCACAUCUUUCUUCAUACCGGAACCGGAUUCGUCAAUCACGUUAUUACACUCA
Molecule: messenger RNA, 2693 nt
Organism: Lolium perenne
Lineage: Eukaryota; Viridiplantae; Streptophyta; Magnoliopsida; Poales; Poaceae
Product: momilactone A synthase
Source: RefSeq, a predicted model, not a curated record